Magallana angulata is the source of this 2291-nucleotide messenger RNA. RefSeq lists its product as uncharacterized. The transcript is spliced from 3 exons. The record is from RefSeq and is a predicted model, not a curated record. The coding region runs from base 61 to 2211 and encodes 716 amino acids. NCBI's taxonomy places the organism in Eukaryota, Metazoa, Mollusca, Bivalvia, Ostreida, Ostreidae.
UCUACUCACGUUUUCGCUCACUCACUGUCACUGUCGAGGUCCGUCGACAGAAAUGCAGACAUGGUGACCACUCCAGGGUGUAUAGUAGUAAAGUUGAUGCUGAUUCUCUCAAUAUGGGUGCACGGUCACGUGACUACAGAGACUUCUCCAAAAGAUCUCCCGACGAUCUACAUCGACACUCUCGGAAUCAACAUUACAGGAAACGCCAAAGAGGAUCAAAAGGCCAUCGAGAAAACACUCAGAGAACUGAAUAUGACCUUGGCGGAACUUUUGGCUUUACUCCCAGACAUCGACAAGUGGACCUCGCUGAACAAUACGCUGAUUUCCUCCACGAAAGCAGACGAGUCCAACGAUGGCGCCGUGGUCGGCUGGGGUGUCAUCAUCCCGGUCUUGUUGAUUGUGAUGUUCCUCGUCACCGUCACGGGCUGUUUACUCUGGCACACAUGGAUUAACCGUAGACAAGCCUCUGAACCCACGGAUCAAACUCCAGAUGCUAGUAAGACUAUCAGCCGGUUCAGGAGAAGCACCAAGAACACAUCGGACUACGUACGCGGAUCCACCAGAUCUACCACUCCUCUUCGAUCGAGCAUCGGAGACAAUGUUCACGUGACUGCGCUUCAGAACCAGGGCUCUGACAAGUUCACAUUUGUGUGGGACAAGGAUAACUGGAGACUGUGCCCGCAAGGCGAUUCUCGAGUUCAAAGGUCGGACUUAAACAACAACAGCACUGCGCUUCGCCAAAAUUUGUCGCCCAUAGAGGAAACAGAAACUUCCAUUGCCAACGUUUCCAGGUCAUACAACCUCAGUGCGCAACCUCCCUACUCGCCUUAUCACUUGACGUACAUCCAUGCACCGCCGCCAUCUUAUGAGGAGUCGGAGGUCAGUUCCACGGGGAAACCUGCUCCAAUGCAUUCCUUACAAACCACAAACACAACACAGAGUGAGGAGUCAUGGAGCGUCUGUGCUAAACACAAAAGGUCCCUUACCAUGAGUUCCCCGUUCUACCCACAUUACAACACUCCAACAACAGAGUGCGAGCUGGAAGAACCGUCGAACAUGAAAUUCAACUCAGCCACAACCACGACUCUAUCACACAACACCAGCUACCCUUCUUCGCCCAUGUCCUCAUCUGCUGGUAGUCUUACUGCAUCCAACAUUGACACUGGCCCUGAAGCCUCGAUGAUGAUUUCGUAUCAAGAACCAACAUGUCCCCCAUCUUCUUUGCAAAGCGAUUUUGCUCCAUCCACCAACCAAACCUCAGAAAGAACCAGUCAGAAUGGAAGUGACCUUAGUGGAGGUGUUCCUAGUCUUCCAAGCAGUAUUUUACAUUACCAUCAACGAAUGGCUGGCGACACUAGUCUGAAACCUUUUGGAAAAACUCCCAACUUCUCUCCUCACGCUUUUCAGGGAAGUGCCGGUAGCAGUCUGAUAUCUGCCGAUACACACUACGAAGACAAUACGUCUUUGUUGCCAAACGUGGGAAGCAGCAAUACAUCUGAAAACCCGACUGGAUCUAUUCUUUUCAGUACAAACCCUUCUCUCCAUCCUUCGCUACCUCUUUCUCACUCCGUGUUGCCAUCAUUGCAAAACUCUAUGGAUCCUUCUAUCCAGUUCGCCACCUCAUUCAAUCCAUCAGUUCAGUACUUUAACACUCUAAAUCCAUCGCUUCGCUAUGCCAACUUUGCGACCAGUCAAAACAUAAGUGCCGAGGAUUUGUCCAAAAUGGUGGAUGACAUGUCUUCCAUUCGCCCUCUCUCUGUUCACGGAGACACGAUGAACCAGGGCUCCAUCGUGCACAGCGUCAUUGGGUACGACGGUAUCGUAGGACAGAGCUACGUGGCGGAUCUUUGCGCACCUCAGUCCGGCAGUGAAGCCGAUAACAACUUCCACCAAAGCAUCACCGAGCUCUUCAAGAGCUGGAGCGUCACCGCCGAACUGGAUUACAGCUCUCUAAGUUCACAAACCCCCUCACAGCGUGCGGAUCCAACAACCGCUUUUGAUAAUACGGAACGCAGCUCUUGUGUUGCUUCACAAAAAGCCACUGAGACGUCAUCUAUAUGGGAGCAAAGAUCGAACGGCCAAAACCAGGGAGGCGACAACAAUCCAGAAGAUUUCAGAAGACCACACGUGCAGUUGGAUCAACUACCUGUUCCUGGCCGGCGAGUGAAAUUUGAUGUUCCUAUUCUCGUGAACAAGACUUACUGGGUCUAAAAUAUAAUACACGGACUUGACUUUCUUCAGAUGCAUGUACAUUUGAUUAGACAUUGAUCACUUUAUCAUCAUUUUGAUUA